Messenger RNA from Rubroshorea leprosula, 803 nucleotides. NCBI's taxonomy places the organism in Eukaryota, Viridiplantae, Streptophyta, Magnoliopsida, Malvales, Dipterocarpaceae. The record is from the annotation of a GenBank genome assembly.
GCGCAAAGCUUGGACUGGGGUGUGGUGUAUGUGUGUGUAUACACACACACACACAAUUCUUCCACGUUUCAGCAGCAGCAGCAUAUUAUUCCAUGAAGUUAAGGUUCAAAAUAUAAUAUGAAAGAAAGAGGCGUUUUCUGCUUCAAACAGAGCUAUAUUCUCUCUUCUUUAUCCUUUUCUCUCCCUUCUCUCUCUUGCUUCUGCCUCGCUUUUUCGGCGUUGCGUUUUGUUUUGAUUGGAAGCUUUUGAACUUCCGAGGCUUUGAUGCUUGAGCCGUUGGGCUCCCUGAUCGUUCAGGCAUGCUGGAGCCAACUUGUGCUCCCUCCUUCGAUGACCCUUCGGGGUCUGUCGGUUUCUAGAUCCGACAACCCUCGGCUCUUUCCUGUUGAUCUUGGUAGGGGCUCGUUGGUUUUUUCCUUUUUUGUUUUGUUUGGUGUAGAUCGACGGCCUUCUUUCUCCUUUGACGGAUCUGAGGUGGCGCACGCGAGGGCUACCAGAGCUGACGCCCACCGCAGCUCUCCUGCUAGUUUCGAGGAACUUCCGCCGCCAGAUCUGGUGACCGCCCGGCAUCCUGGAGCCUGGUGCUAUUUAUUCAAGGGUAGAUAGAAAGGUGUCUGGUAUGGAUCGGUCGACCGAAGGCCGUGGUUUAUUCGGGGUAAUUCGUGGUUGUUCGAGUGCUGAGUGCACCUCCCUUCAGCCUCUGGAUAUGGGUCUACUCUGAUCUUUUGUUCCAGUUGUUGUUACUAUUUGUUAUCUUUGUAGAUGCCGUAUACCGGUAAUUGUAAUGAAACCAUUCCAUUAUC